This is a messenger RNA of Hydractinia symbiolongicarpus, 1014 nucleotides long. Its product is annotated as deoxyhypusine hydroxylase-like. The transcript has a single exon. The record is from RefSeq and is a predicted model, not a curated record. Gene Ontology annotation, biological process: peptidyl-hypusine biosynthetic process. Lineage: Eukaryota; Metazoa; Cnidaria; Hydrozoa; Anthoathecata; Hydractiniidae. Gene Ontology annotation, molecular function: deoxyhypusine monooxygenase activity. Bases 38 to 934 code for a protein of 298 amino acids.
UUAUUUCUAUUUUGCACGUUUAGAAAAAAAAAUAAAAAUGCCAGACGUCACAGAUGAAGCUAUCGAAAGAAUCGGCAACUCCCUACGGGAUGUAAACAGACCGUUAAAAGAUCGUUUUAGAGCUUUGUUUACACUAAGAAACUUAUCCACAGACAAAUGCAUAGACGAAAUCAUAAAAAGUUUUGGCGAUUCUUCAGCGCUUUUGAAACACGAGUUGGCGUAUUGUCUCGGUCAAAUGCGAAAUUUGAAAGCCGUUUCGUUUUUGUGGACGGUACUGGAGAACGACAAGGAAGAAACCAUCGUACGCCAUGAAGCUGGGGAAGCUUUAGGUGCUAUAGGUGCCACCAGCGCACUACCACUUCUGCGAAAAUACAGCCAGCAUCAUAUACCAGAGAUAGCUGAAACUUGUCAGUUAGCCGUGGAGAGAAUUAACUGGUUGGAAAAACAAAAUGAAGAAGGCGCCAAUCAAUUCAAGUCUGUCGACCCUGCUCCACCAAUAAAAACAGAUUGUAGUGUCGAAGAGCUUUCACAAACUUUAUUAAAUGAGAAACUGAGUUUGUUCGAGCGAUACAGAGCUAUGUUUACCCUUCGUGACCGUGGAAGUGAAGAAGAUAUUCUCGCCUUGUGUAAAGGAUUAAAAUGCGCCAGUGCGCUGUUUCGCCACGAGAUCGCGUUCGUACUUGGUCAAGUGGCGCACCCUGCUUCUACCGACGCUUUAAGAAUAUCUCUGGAGAAUACGCAAGAACAGCCGAUGGUACGCCACGAGUGUGCGGAAGCUCUCGGCGCCAUUGCCACCGAUGAAUGUUUUAAGAUCUUGGAAAAGCAUGUUGGCGACGACGAGCGUGUUGUGCGAGAGAGUUGUGACGUUGCGUUAGAUAUGUGCGAAUAUGAAAAUUCAGAUCAGUUUCAAUACGCUGACGGGUUGACUAAGUGAGGCAAACAGAAAUUGUAAUUUUAAUUUCUUACAUCUUGAAAUAUUUUGUUUGUAAAUAAGAAAGUACCCUGUCAAGAAAA